AAAGCAAAACCUAGCCGCCGCGGCGCCGCCCGCCGACCUGCCGUGCCGACUGCUGAGUGCCGACCGACGUGCGCCCGCUGUCCGCUCGACGUUGUUGGCCUCCCUCGACGCCGCUGGCAGGUGGCCGCUCGACGGAGUCGACGCCUCACAGCCUCCCUCGACGCGACGCCGCUGGCCACUCGACGGAGUCGGCGCCUCACAGUCACAGUGAGAUGUCAGAAUACAAGAACGUCGUUGGGGGGAGGCUAAAGCUGAAGGGUAAGGCACUGGACGUGAAGGAAGGUGGAGUCAAGAAGAAAAAGAAGAAGCAUCAACUCGAAGAGUCGUCUCAGAUUGAGCACGAUGAGCUCCACAAAGGGGGAGACUCUGGCUUACCAACUGAUCACAACAAUGAGCUUAUUGAAGCUGGCAAGGUGGGAGAUGAAGAAGGGAAUCCACAUCCCGACUAUGACCAUCUGACACCGGCGGAGCGACGCUAUAUAGAACAGAAGCGGAAGAUCGACAUGCAAAAGCUGGCCAAAGUUGCCAACAAGUCACACAGGGACCGCAUCCAGGACUUCAACCAGUAUUUGGCGAACCUCAGCGAGCACUAUGACAUCCCUAAAGUUGGCCCUGGCUAACAUACAUAGCCAAACUGUUGUGUAGGCACAAACAAUUGUAUGCUAGGUGGGCUUCAAGGACAUUAAAAAUAAAUAAAUAAAUGUAUGUUUGGUCU
Molecule: messenger RNA, 715 nt
Organism: Zea mays
Lineage: Eukaryota; Viridiplantae; Streptophyta; Magnoliopsida; Poales; Poaceae
Product: Retrovirus-related Pol polyprotein LINE-1
Exons: 3
Coding region: 213-620 (135 amino acids)
Cellular component (GO): nucleolus
Source: RefSeq, marked predicted